AGCUAAUGGGGGUCCCCCGAGGGCGCCUCCCAGAGGCUGCAGAGAAAUGGGGUCGCACCGUGAACUUGGGGGGUGGGGGGCAAGCCACCGAACAGAAGUAGACAAACGGAGGAACAAGACUGUCUUUGACCUUAGAAUGUUACUUUACCAGCCAAUAUGGGUUUACUUGGGGGAUAACCGCGACUUGCAGUCUGGGACAAGCCAGCUACAGCAAAAAUCAUUGGCGAGUCCAAUAAAAGAGAAGAUAAUUUUAUGGAGAAAGAGGAGGAAGUUGGGAGGGGUUGUUUUGAAUGGAAAGUCUGUUGGAAGAGCGCAAGAGUUCAGGGUGUUGAUGGUUUCUCCCUGGCCGAGUUGUGGGGUGGUCCUUUUCUUGUAGGAGAUGCGGCUGUACCUCCUUCCCUGUUGCCACCUGUAAUUGAUGAUUCUUUCCUGCUGGUAGUUCUUUUGGAGCCUCUAAUUGACAGUUCCUGUACUGACCUCAGAUGGUAUCCUCAUAGAGCUCUCAUCCUUCCAGCCUCCUAGCUCCAUCUUAGUGAGAUUUCUCUUCGUUAAUGGAGACUGACAGAUGCACAGAGACGGAGGCAGUGACAUAGGGAGAACCUGGCAAAAGCUGAUGGGGGGACUGAGAAAGGGGAAGAGCCUCCAAGGAAAGAGACUUGGAGAGGAAGCCGGAUGUGGGAAGUGAAUGAGAUGGAUGGGAGCUGGGUGAUUUGGGCAGACCGAUGAAGAGAGCCGUCCGAGUGUGGAAACAUGGGGCUCGGGAGAGCGAGUGCAUUUGGUGUUCCGGACCUGAAAACCCAGGAUGGACUGGCAUCUGUCCCAGAAAUCACUGCAGGAGUCGUGAGGGGCCCUGGGUAUCACCAGCUUGAGCCAGUCCCUGGGCACCUUUGUCAUUGCCCGUGGUCAUCCUGGACCAUCAAUGAGGAGGGAGAUUGUCUCUUUGAAGAGGGAGUGGUUCUCUCCCUGCUACUUUAGGACAGAGCUGUGAUAACCACAGCAUGCCUCCUCCCAGAACGAAGGAGGGCGGGGAUCACAGAGGCCGACUCUGGGAUCCCAGCGAGGAGGAGGCCCUCGAGAAAUGGGACUGGAAUUGUCCAGAGACACGACGCAUUUUCGAGGAUGCCUUUUUCCGUGACGAGGAUUAUAUACGUCAGGGUUCGGAGGAGUGCCAGAAGUUCUGGGCCUUCUUUGAACGCUUGCAGAGAUUCCAGAAUCUCAAGGCCACCAGUAAGGGGGAGAAAGCCCCAGCGCGUCCCCAGCACAGCAUCCCAGCCCUGGCUGACCUACCUCGCACUUACGACCCACGCUACCGCAUCAACCUCUCGAUUCUGGGCCCCGACACCCGGGACUCCCGGGGGCUAGCCAGGCAGCCCCCGGAGAGAGUGGCCGAGUUCCGCCGAGCCCUGCUGCACUACCUGGACUUCGGCCAGAAGCAGGCGUUCAGCCGGUUGGCCAAACUGCAGCGCGAGCGGGCGGCGCUUCCCAUCGCCCAGUACGGGAACCGGGUCCUGCAGACGCUGAAGGAGCACCAGGUGGUGGUCGUGGCCGGGGACACAGGCUGUGGCAAGUCCACCCAGGUGCCCCAGUACCUGCUGGCCGCUGGCUUCAGUCACGUGGCAUGCACCCAGCCCCGGCGGAUCGCCUGCAUCUCCCUGGCCAAGCGUGUCAGCUUCGAGAGCCUUAGUCAGUACGGCUCACAGGUUGGCUACCAGAUCCGCUUUGAGAGCACGCGGACAGCGGCCACCAAGAUCGUGUUCCUGACAGUGGGGCUGCUCCUGCGGCAGAUCCAGCGGGAGCCCAGCCUGCCCCAGUACCAGGUCCUCAUAGUGGAUGAAGUCCACGAACGUCACCUCCACAACGACUUCCUCCUGGGUGUCCUCCGGCGCCUGCUGCCCCAGCGGCCCGACCUCAAGGUCAUCCUCAUGUCAGCCACCAUCAACAUCUCGCUCUUCUCCAGCUACUUUGGCAAUGCCCCGGUGGUACAGGUGCCCGGGAGGCUGUUCCCCAUCACGGUUGUGUACCAGCCACAGGAGGCCGAGCCACCAGCAUCCAAGUCUGAGAAGCUGGACCCCCGGCCUUUCCUCAGGGUGCUGGAGGCCAUUGACAACAAGUACCCCCCCGAGGAGCGGGGCGAUGUCCUCGUCUUCCUCAGCGGCAUGGCAGAGAUCAGCUCGGUCCUGGAGGCCGCCCAGGCGUACGCCGGCCGCACCCAGCGCUGGGUGGUGCUGCCGCUGCACAGCGCCCUCUCCGUGGCCGACCAGGACAAGGUAUUCGAUGUGGCCCCCCCUGGAGUUCGGAAAUGCAUCCUCUCCACCAACAUCGCUGAGACUUCUGUCACCAUUGAUGGGAUCCGCUUUGUUGUCGAUUCUGGGAAGGUGAAGGAGAUGGGCUACGACCCACAGGCCAAGCUGCACCGGCUGCAGGAGUUCUGGAUCAGUCAGGCCAGUGCCGAGCAGCGCAAGGGCCGGGCCGGCCGCACAGGCCCCGGCGUCUGCUUCCGGCUCUAUGCUGAGUCUGACUACGACGCCUUCGCCCCCUACCCCGUCCCGGAGAUUCGGAGGGUAGCGCUGGAUGCGCUGGUGCUGCAGAUGAAAAGCAUGAGCAUGGGGGACCCGCGAACCUUCCCUUUCAUUGAGCCUCCGCCACCAGCCAGCCUCGAAACGGCCAUCCUCUAUCUCCGGGACCAGGGGGCCCUGGACAGCUCCGAGGCCCUUACCCCCAUCGGAUCCCUGCUGGCUCAGCUGCCUGUGGAUGUCGUGAUUGGGAAGAUGCUGAUCCUGGGCUGCAUGUUCCACCUGGCGGAGCCCGUGCUCACCAUCGCGGCUGCCCUCAGUGUCCAGUCACCCUUCACCCGCAGCGCCCAGAGCCACCCGGAGUGUGCGGCGGCACGGCGGCCCCUGGAGAGUGACCACGGGGACCCCUUCACGCUCUUCAACGUCUUCAACGCCUGGGUGCAGGUGAAAUCUGAGCGGAGCAGAAACUCACGCAAGUGGUGCCGCCGUCGGGGUGUAGAGGAGCACCGGCUGUACGAGAUGGCCAACCUGCGGCGCCAGUUCAAGGAGCUGUUGGAGGACCACGGGCUGCUGGCCCGGGCACAGGCCGCGACACCAGGCGACAGCUCGCGCCGGCUGCAGGAACGCCGGGAGCGCAGGGAGCUGUACCGUCUGAAACGCCAGCAUGAGGAGGGCGGGGGGCGGCGGCGCAAGGUGCUGCGGCUGCAGGAGGGCGUGGACGGCGGCUCCAGCGACGAGGACCGGGGGGCUGGUGAUGGCGUGGACAUCCAGGAUGUGAAGUUUCAGCUGCGACACAGCCUGGAUCAGCUACAGGCAGCCACCAGCUCGGCCCAAGACCUGACACGGGACCAGAUGGCGCUGCUCAAGAUGGUGCUGGGCCGGGGCCUCUACCCGCAGCUCGCCGUCCCGGACCCGUUCAACAGCAGCCGCAAGGACUCGGACCAGAUCUUCCACACGCAAUCCAAGCAGGGGACCGUGCUGCACCCCACCUGCAUCUUUGCCAACAGCCCAGAGGUACUGCACACGCAAGAGCAGGCGGCCAGGGGCGGCGAAGCCAGCCGAGAUGACAAGGACAAGGUGAGCAGCAAGCACCAGCUCCUCGUCUUCGUCUCGCUGCUGGAGACCAACAAGCCCUACCUGGUGAACUGUGUCCGCGUCCCUGCUCUGCAGUCCCUCCUGCUCUUCAGCCGGUCCCUAGACACCAACGGCGACUGCUCGCGCGUGGUGGCUGACGGCUGGCUGGAGCUCCAGCUUGCGGACAGUGAGAGCGCGCUCCGGCUUCUGGCAGCUUCUGUGCGGCUCCGGACCCAAUGGGAAAGCAUCCUGGACCGGCAGCUGGCCCAUCAGGCCCAGAGGCAGCGGCCAGAGGUGGACGAAGGGGAGGACGCGGCGGCUCCGGGGGACCGCAGGGAGGUGGCAGACCUGAGCCGGGACCUGCUGCGGUUCGUGGCAUCUGAGGUUCCCUACAGCCUCCGGCGGCUCACAGGGCUGGAAGUCCAGAACCUAUAUGUGGGACCCCAGACCAUCACCGCUGCCCCCAGUCUCCCGGGUCUCUUUGGCAGCUCUACCCUCUCCCCCCACCCCACCAAAGGGGGCUACGCAGUCGCUGACUUUCUCACCUACAACUGCCUUGCGAGUGACACGGACCUGUACAGUGACUGUCUCCGCACCUUUUGGACCUGCCCCCACUGCGGCCUGCACCUGCCCCUGACGCCCUUGGAGCGCAUCGCCCACGAGAACACGUGCCCUGAGGCCCCGCAGGACGGCCCGCCAGGGGCAGAGGAAGCCGCCCCUGAACCCGUCCAGAAGACGUCUGCCCUGCAGAGGCCCUACCACUGCGAGGCCUGCCAGAAGGACUUUCUGUUCACGCCAACAGAGGUGCUGCGCCACAGGAGGCAGCACGUCUGCAUGCCUAAGAACCGGAGGGUGACGCCGUGAACCUUGAUGCUGGCAAAUUCCACGGCUCAGGUGAAAGAGAAAAGCGAAAGAUGCAGGCGACCAACGCUCGCUGCAGAGGAGGGAGGGAGAGCUGUGGCGUGAGCGUGGUCCCCGCGGGACCGGAGCAGCGGGAAAGGCUCCCGCCGGCCCCAGUCGGGGGUCUACAGAAAGGACAGCAAGUGCGUCAUGGCCUGGGGGGCCUUGUUCUAGGAACAGCGUUGGCUUAACCUUUGAAGACCAGCCCGCGGGAUUCUAAUAUUAAAACCUGAGCGCAUCAGACAACUGCAACACCCCGUGGCCCUGGGGAGACCCUCAGCCUCUCUGCUGUGCUCUGCCCUUUCUCUCUCUGACCAAUGAGCACAGCCCCAC
This is a messenger RNA of Mustela erminea (ermine), 4820 nucleotides long. It is a transcript of the gene DHX34, whose product is annotated as DExH-box helicase 34. Lineage: Eukaryota; Metazoa; Chordata; Mammalia; Carnivora; Mustelidae. Bases 999 to 4451 code for a protein of 1150 amino acids. Gene Ontology annotation, cellular component: intracellular anatomical structure. Gene Ontology annotation, biological process: nuclear-transcribed mRNA catabolic process, nonsense-mediated decay. Gene Ontology annotation, molecular function: ATP binding; RNA binding. The record is from RefSeq and is a predicted model, not a curated record. The transcript has 18 exons.